Messenger RNA from Polyodon spathula (Mississippi paddlefish), 4791 nucleotides. RefSeq names its product inner centromere protein A-like. The transcript has 20 exons. Gene Ontology annotation, biological process: metaphase chromosome alignment; mitotic cytokinesis; meiotic spindle midzone assembly. The coding region runs from base 1549 to 4071 and encodes 840 amino acids. Gene Ontology annotation, cellular component: nucleus; midbody; kinetochore. The record is from RefSeq and is a predicted model, not a curated record. NCBI's taxonomy places the organism in Eukaryota, Metazoa, Chordata, Actinopteri, Acipenseriformes, Polyodontidae. Gene Ontology annotation, molecular function: protein serine/threonine kinase activator activity.
GUGACGAUCCGGGCCGCAGGGAAUCGCACCGGCGAAUGGAGACUGCAGAAGCGCAAUCUGGGGCUAAUUAGUUCUGUGUUAUAUAGGUGUUGCUACUUUUACAUCGAGUUGUAUAACCGUAUUAAAAUAAUAAUAAUAAUAAUAAUAAUAAUAAUUAAAAAUACAUUUACGUUUUGUCAUCUUUAGUUCUUUUUCCUCCUUGUUUUUUCUCGCUGCCCAUUCUCUGUUUAUUGACCUUGUUGAAGUGCUUUAUUUAGCCUCUCACUGCUCGGUCUGGGCUAAAUCCGGCAGAACUGAACACCUAUGAAAUGACUGUGUUACUAUUGAACACGACCGUAGAUUCACGCUGCAUAUGAGUGAUGUGUAUUUAUUUAUUUAUAUUGUUUUCGCUGCAGUUGUCACAAACUAAAAGCGGUUGUUUACGUUAUUUUGAUCAAAAAAAAAAAAAAAAAAGUAUAUAGUUUGUCACGCUACAGAAAGUGGCUGAAAACCGGGACUUUUUAAAGAUUUUAAACAAGGCUUCUCGACACGGGAACCCUUGGGACUGUGCCGGUAAACCGGGCCGUGUGGUCUCCCUGCUGGAGAUGGGUCGCGCCUCCGUUACCGUGAGAUCAGAAACAAUCCGACUGCGGACUCCCGGCCUGCCGGGAAACAGGGCUUUAAACCGCGCUUGGGCGGCAUGUGGGCAAAGCGCAGGCAGAUUGGCUUGUUUGAAUCGUUUACAUUUCUUUCGUCGUGAGAGCUUUAAUAUAUAUAUAUAGGCCUGAGUCUAUACAUCCUCACAACAGCGGUCUCUUCAGCUUCCAGGGACGGGGUAGAGGCCAGUGAGACAGGGAGGGACGGAGGGAUGUCCCGCUGCAGGAGUGCAGGGCUGGGCGGGUAAGGGGAAAUGAAGGUAUGUUUUAGGCAGGAGGCUGGGCCUGUUCCAGGAUACAAUUCAACGGCACAAAUCGACUGGAAAUAACAAUAAUAAUAAUAAUAAUAAUAAUAAUAAUGUUACUGCCCCAAAGCUAGUGCAUUGUGCCUGCGCCGUAGACCGACACGUCUCAAAAUGAAACACAGGCAGGCAAAUGUUUCAGCCCCAAGCUAAUUAUAUACUGGCUGGGACACAACCUGACAACGCUACACAAACAUCGCUACACAACCUGACAUCGCUACACAAACAUCGCUACACAACAGCCUCAGCCACCCUGUGCAAAAAUCUACAAGGGAAGUGAAGGAUUGUGGGCGUUACCCUUCAUGACGUGGAACCGUUUCGAGUAGCCGGUUGGUCAUCGCCGUGAUUGACACGUUUUGCCAAGACACCUGCCUCCGCCCCUUCGCAGUGACGUCAAGACAUAUGCAGUAGUCUGAUUGGCCGCAGAAAGAUUUUAAAGUUUGUGAACGGUUUGAGCGGGUCGGCAGCGGCAGGGGGGGAGAUAAAUGAAUGAAAACUACAAGAAUAAAUAUAACUUAAUAAUCCAGAAACAAACAAACAAACAGCAGCAAAACACGCCGACUGAGAGACGCGGGAGGUGCUGAUUUUGUUUUUCGGGGUAAGGGGGAGCCAUGGACACACUGUCGAAGGACACCAGCUCCUUGCUGGAGGUGUUUGAUCUGAAGCUGAAAGAGUACGUGAAUGAUGUGGAGAACAACCACAUGGUCUGGCUGCUGGAGAUCCAGGAGGAGGCCAGCAAGAUGUUCUGCAGUGAUUUCAGUUCCGAGCCCGAGUUGAUGCCCAAGACCCCCUCCCAGAAGAGAAAGGGCCGAAAGAGGCUGUCUGUGGGUGGGAGUGGGACCCAGAACGCCAACAAGAGGCGAAUCUCCAAGGGCAGGCGGAGCAAUGUGCGUCGCUCCUCCUCGAUGAAGGUGCAGGUCCUCGGCUUGCUGGCAGAGGAUGUGGAGCAGGGGUGGGAGACAGAGGGGGCCAGGCCCAAGAGGAGCACCCGCAAGGCAGCCCCCUUGGACUGCGAGGCAGGGGCAGCCCUGGUGGAGAGCAGAGUCCCCCUGGUGGAAAUCAGCAGUGUGGAGCGCCGGUCUGCAGAGCUUGCCCAGCAGGAGGGGGAAGCGUCUGCCUCCACCAAGACCUCCAGGCUGCUGCCUGCCCCGGGAGCAUCCUCUCUCAGCGUGCCUGCAGUGGGAGCCCCUGUGUCGGGGCACAGCGAGGGCUCGGGGCGCAGCGUCUCCAAGCUGCCCAUCGCAGAGUCAGGCUCGUCUACGUGCCAGAGCGGCGACGCCCCCAAGUCUCACAAGCGGGCUUCUCGGUCCUCAGUGAGGCGCUCGAUCGGGGGCCAGCGGUCUCUGCUCAGCAUCCGAGAGAGCAUGACCCGCGAGUCCCUGCGCAGGGCCAGCCGCCGCUCCUUCCUCAGGAAGAAGGCUCUGCUGGAGUCCUCAGUCUCCAGCACUGUGAGCGGGAAAAACGAUGCUGAGGUCACUGAAGAGGGGCAGGAGGAGGUGAAACAUGAGGAGGCUGUGCCUGCUGCUACCCCAGAGACUCCUGUCCCAGUGGUGGAGAUCGUGGAGUCCCCUCCCAAACGCCACUCCAGCCGGCUGGCCACCAGGAGCAGCACCCAGGCAGCAGAGUCCAGCCUGGAGGCACAGAGCCUGCCCUCUGUGGAAGACUGCAAUCCGCAGAAGACAGAUGAAGCUCAAACAGAUCUUGGACGGAAGACCAGCUGCAAGCGUCCUGUGAACGAGGUGGAGAGCAGUGCUGGGAGAGGUGCUCAACAGGACGAGGGCUCCACCAGCCCCAAGAAGAAAACCCCCUCCCCUCCCAGCAGGACCCAGAGUGUGAUGAAGCCCCACAUGAAGUCCUUCCUCCAGACUGUGCAGAAGAACCAGCUGCUCAUGACCCCCCUCUCUGUGGGCCGCUCCACUGUCGUCAAGUCAUUCAUCAAGCGCACCACCCCCCUCAAGGUGGACCUCAAGACUGGUUCUGUUGAGAAGGAGAGGCAGCGUCUGGAGAUGCUGAAGAAGAAACAGGAGCAGGAGUUGGAGAGGAAGAAGAAGCUGGAGGAGGAGAAGAGACGCAAGCUGGAGGAGAUGAAGAGGAAGCGUGAGGAUCGCUUGCGUAAGGUGAUUGAGGCUCGAGAGAGGGAAGAACAGAAGGAAGAGGAGAAGAAAAAGAAAAUUGAGCAAAAGUUUGCUCAGUUUGAUGAGAAGAAUGACAAGCUGCGCGAGGAACGGCUGGUGGAGGAGAAGGCAAAGAGGAAAGUGAUCACCAAGAAGACUGAAGAGGUGGAGAGCCGGCGCAAACAGGAGGAGGAGGCACGCAGGAACAAGAUCCAGGCUGCUGAGGAGGAGGAGCGACGGCUCCAGGAGCUGAAGAAGCGUGAGGAGGAAGAGGAGCUGGAGCGCAGCAGGAAGCUGGCAGAGGCCCGCAGGCUGCAGGAGCUGGAGAGGAAGAGGGAGCAGGACAGGAUCCAGGCAGAGAGGGAGCGUGAGCGAGCAGAGAAAGAGAAGGCAGAGGCCCUGCAGAGAGAGGUGGUGCGCGCAGCCAGAGAGAAUCUUGCUCUGAAGGCAGCAGAGGAGAAAGCGAGGCUGCACAAGGAGGCAGAGGAGAGGAGGAAGGAGGAGCAACGUCGGGCAGAGCUGGAGCUGCAGGAGAAGCUGGCCAAGGAGAAGCAGGUGGCUGCAAAGAUCCUCAACGUCACGGUCGACAUUGAGCACGAGAACGGGGCCAGCGAGUCUGUCCGUAACCAGCAGGUGCUAAAUGUCACUGUGGACAUCGAGAAAUCUCCUCAGUCCUACCAGAUGACUCCCAAGGGUGGCAACGUGCAGAAUUUGGAUGCCGAUGAUUAUGGGAUGGAUCUGAAAAGUGAUGAUUCGACAGACGAUGAAGGGGAGCCAAAGAAGCCCCUCCCGUCCUGGGCUGAGGGCAAGAGGCUGAACCAGGCAGUCAUGCACCAGUACUACAACCCCAUUGAUCUGGAGAAACGCUUCCGCACGGUCCUGCCAAUCAAGCUGGAGGAAAUCUUCUGCAAGAGCAAACCACGCUACUUCAAACGCACCAGCUCCGCGGUAUGGCACUCCCCGCCCAGGGGGCACAGCAAUGCCACCAGCAUGGGCACCUACUCCCUCAGCAAGUUCUAGCAGCGCGGGGGGGGGAGACUCCCGCUGUACUGCAGGGUCAUGCUUUGCUGUGAGUUUAAUAAGACACACCUGAGCGUGUGACACUGGCUAAUCAAGCUCGUAGUGGAACUUGGAAUGGAGGUGAAUCCGCUGUGCAGUCUCAACUACUGUGUCUGUUUGUUUAGACUGUAAUACACGAUAGAGUUCCUUCAUUAUUAUUUUUGACAGAGUAAAUGUUUAAGUUUAAAGAUGAGGCGAAUGUGAAUGAGUUGUAAUACUUGAAGAAAGAACCCUCAGCUUGGAGUUGUGCUGUCCUUCAAGAAUACGACCCUUCAUCUGUUUUGCUGUGCUGCACUUGUGUGUGUCUGCCUGUAUUAUAAAGGAUGCAUAGCCUGUCUUGAGGCUGCAUCUCCGCUAUAUAUAAAUAUCUAUCUCUAAUUUGUGUGUGGUGUUGGUAAAUUGAGUAUCGCGGCGCUAGUUUCAGAAGUGUGGAUCUUCCAGGGAAUAUCUUUGCUGCGAGGUCCUGCUUCUCUUGCGAACGUUGUUGACCUUCAUGAACGAUAUGGGUGGAAGAGGCUAGGCUGGGUUUGAUUGUGAGGUGCAGCGUCUGUGCAUCUUAAUCUUUCAUUGUGUAUGUGUGUGCGUGCCUCGGUCGUUCACUGUCGCUGUCUGUUUUAUUAUUUUUGUACCCCCCUCUCGUUUUACUUUUCUGACUGAUUUUAAUAAAGUUUCUUUUGAGUA